This is a messenger RNA of Trypanosoma grayi, 1092 nucleotides long. RefSeq lists its product as hypothetical. The record is from RefSeq and is a predicted model, not a curated record. Bases 1 to 1092 code for a protein of 363 amino acids. Gene Ontology annotation, molecular function: nucleic acid binding. NCBI's taxonomy places the organism in Eukaryota, Euglenozoa, Kinetoplastea, Trypanosomatida, Trypanosomatidae. The transcript has a single exon.
AUGAGCCAAACGAAAAGCAGCUUUGCUGGGGAGCUGUUGGAGAAGUUUUUUUGUGACGCAUACCUCUUCGACCACGCUAACGCGUUGUUCCGGGAGAAGGUAUCGCCCAAAGACACCUCUGCACUUACAACACCCCCCAUCAUCACCUGCGCUAGUUUUCUACGCUUUACAAACAACACUGUUGAUCAGGAGAAUAUUACCUUCCUCUGCGAGGCAGCCGCAUCGAGCCCUCUUGUAGAAGCUGUGAAGGACGAGGGGGGCGCGUGGUGCCUGCGGCGCCGUCGCUUCCUUGAUCCAAAAAACGAUCCCGCUUUACGAAGCGUUGUCGUGUGGCCCAUACACCGCGCUUCUACACCCGAAGAAGUGGCGAACUUCUUCCAGUCUUACGGAAAGGUAGAGUGUGCCAGGGUUAUGCUGCGCCCGCAGGGUGAUGCACAAACGUAUGCCUCAUUUGUGGUGUGCUUUGCCACUGUGAAAGAGGCUGAGGCGUGUGCGAAGGCCCGCGUUUCUUUUGGCAAAGCCCCUUCGGUGUUGGCGCAGCAUUUUCUUCCCUCGCGCGUGCACGUGACACUUUUUAACGAUCACAUUACCAAGGCGGAGCAGCGAAACCGCUCCAAAGAGGAGACGCAACUGCAGCACAAUGUCGUGAAGGCGCAGAAGGCGUUAGCAGAGCUGCAGGACAAGGGUGUAAAGCGGUUUCUGCGUAAUGGCGUGACGCUGAAAGCUGAGGGCGUUCCUCCUGGGGUGACGUGGCAGACGCUAAAGAUGAAACUAGGGAAUCUCAGCAUCACGAACCCCGCACUGCGGAAGGGAAUCACACUCCUGAAGGUGGAGGAGCCGGACGUGGCGUCGCCGUCUGUGCCGCGACGUGCGUUCGUUAUUUGCCGCGAUGAGGCCACGGCUCGUGAGUUGCGCGCGUCCUUUAACUUGGCUGACGGUGACUUUGGAAGGGAGCUUCGGGCGGUGUGCCCGACACUGCUCCCGCUGACGGAUACAGAGGAACAGUACGCAAGGCAGCACUUCCCGGAGUGGUGCGAGCGUCGUGUAGAGGCAAAGCAGGCCGAUAAUCGAAAGCGUAUGCGCCAAAACUGA